UUCUUCUUCUUUUUUAACCCACGUCAUCUACUUGUAUAAAUGUGUGAUUGAAAUUUGCUCCACCUGUCAUCCUGGAUUUAAACUUUGAGCUCUUAAAUUAGUGCAGUAACCCAGAGAUGGGUAGCAGAUAUGGGGAUUUGUAAGUUCUCUAUUUUCUCUUCUAUGUGGAAGUAGAAGUGAUUAUGAGUUUGCUUUGAUAAAUUUUUCCCUAUGAUUCUUAGCUGAUCAGCAAUGUCAAAUAGAUUGAAGGGGCAAAUUCUCUACUAUUAUAUUGAUGUAGCGUGUUUAAACUGGAAGACACGAUUCUGUGUAGUGUAUAAUGAAUACUGCUUUUACUGCAGAUGUUAGAAAGAAUUGGGACAUUGAUUUUUCUCUAAUAGGUCACUGAUAAGUUUUUCUUUGACAUUAGUUUCUACUACUAUACUCUCCUCUGUUUAAUAUUGGACCUGAACUUUACAAAUUUAGGAAGUAGGAAAUUCACAACUUUUUGCCAAAGAAAGGGGGUCUGAAGGAACCCAAGCACAGACCUCUCAGGAACAUACAGUGGGGCUGAGCACUGCACUAACCCCUCAGAGUCGUUAGUUGUUUCUUGUUUUAUUUUCAAGAGUUUUAUCUUUUUCUUAGAUUAAUAGCUGCUUUAUAUAGGUAGCUGUCACUGGAUUUUUCUGUUAUUUUAGUUUACAAGGUUGAUCUUGCUUGUGUGUUUUGUGAAUAAUGAAUGAGAUGCACUGUUAUUAUGAGAAAGUGAUGAUUUCGUCUCUGGGACUGCAGGGGAUUCCACAGAGGGUUCACCUGGAACAAGCAAUCAAGCCUCACCCUCUGUUAACCUUACUUGGGAAUACUCCCUGACUGUCUAGUCCAAUUCCUGCAAUGAAAUGUGGUCUAAAAUUCACAUGCUUGAGCCAAGAAAUGAUUAUUUAUCCUGCCCGAGUCCUCCACCGCCCUCUCCUUGAACUCCUUGACAUUUUCCCUCUUGACCAUCAGUCCAUCAGUCAAUCACUAUGUGAUAACGCUUUUGAAGCAUUCCUCCAUUUUGACUGUGUUGACAACCCAUUUCCCUGCCCUGAUGCCAACAACUUCCAAGAAAUGCGUCAUUGCUUUUCCAAGUUGAAACAACAACUAGACCAUAAUCUUCGAAAAUCUCACUCAAGGGUGUCUCGUUUCCACCAUACUACCAGGGGCACUGCCAAUUGUAUCAUUGGCACUGCUGUGGCAUUUACUAUAACCACUGCAGCUACUGCUACUCAGGCACUUCUUGACACAAUUGAUUGGCUUGUCGGUCGAUUAUACACUGCCAUUGAGGGAGGCAAGCUGCUGGUAAGGUUUGGAUUGGAGAGGGGCAAUGACAAGCAUUCCAUUCAAGAGGCAGUGAAAAAACUAAAAGGUAAACCGGCUCACUCUCCUGCUUGAGGAUCUUUGCUCCUCCAGGAAAUCAGUCUUACCCUCUUACCCAAACUAGCAGUUCCUAACCAUUUUUGGUAAUAUUUUCUAGUCAUACUUGAGAAUUAUAUUUCUAUUCUGAUUAUGCAUCAUUCCUUAACCCUGAGAUAGAAACUAGGCCUUUACCCCUUUUUACAUGGGCUUGCUGCACUUUUUAUACAGAUGAAGUUGCAAGUGCCAAGACCUUCAAGUCAGAAAACCUGGUUCAGUUUUCCAACAUGCUUAUUUCCUCAAAAUUUUGAUGAAAGUUUUGGUACUCAUACAAAGCUGAUGUAGUAAUGGUGAUUUUUCAAGGACUAAUGUGUAUUAUGAUAAAUAUUUCGUUAAAUUACAGCUAUGAACUUUCUUU
Mangifera indica (mango) is the source of this 1789-nucleotide messenger RNA. Its product is annotated as UPF0496 protein At3g19330-like. NCBI's taxonomy places the organism in Eukaryota, Viridiplantae, Streptophyta, Magnoliopsida, Sapindales, Anacardiaceae. The record is from RefSeq and is a predicted model, not a curated record. The transcript has 2 exons. The coding region runs from base 871 to 1410 and encodes 179 amino acids.